AUGUAUAGUCCACGUACAGAAAAAGAUUUAGUAUGGCGAGAAAAAUUUCCAAUUUUUGUACCCGUACUACUAGCUGUCACUCAAAUGUUAUUAACAUUUAUCAUUAUUGCAUUAGAAAUAGCCUCAGUAAUUAUUUCACCCGUGCAUGCGACAAUAUGGGCAGGUUUCUGGUGUUCACUUAUAUUUACAUUAUCAUGGGUAUCCAUGUUUGCACUAAUUUGUUGUCAUAAAUCUCGAUCGUGUGCUACCUAUGUUUUACUAGUUAGUGUCCUUUGUGCCAUAUUUGCUAUUAUUCUAAUUGUAUUCGAUUCAAUAUUUAUUAAUAAUAUUUACAAAUGUUAUCUAUCCCAAUCGAUCUGUAAUUCCUUAAACUGGGCAAUAUCUGAUCAGAGAUUUCGAGAUAUUUUUAAUAAACGCUCGCUCUUAAUCGGUCAAUUAGUUUGUGCUAUUUUAAUGUUAAUCACGGCACUCGUUUAUAUUAUCCUUUAUCUAAUCAUUCUCGCCUUAGUACGCAGUCGAAGUGGCAGAGUGGUAGUCGAACAACAUCAAAUUCGACCUUUACAACAACCCGCACAACAUCGACAUCCACCGAGAGUUAUACCAAUAAAAAAUUAUGAUACAAGAGCAUUAGAUACAAGUGAAAUAGAAUGUCCACAUUGUGGAACUCUUAUAUUAAACAAAAGAAAAUAUUGA
Molecule: messenger RNA, 693 nt
Organism: Didymodactylos carnosus
Lineage: Eukaryota; Metazoa; Rotifera; Eurotatoria; Philodinida; Philodinidae
Source: the annotation of a GenBank genome assembly